Messenger RNA from Ostrea edulis (European flat oyster), 1438 nucleotides. RefSeq names its product carbohydrate sulfotransferase 1-like. The record is from RefSeq and is a predicted model, not a curated record. Gene Ontology annotation, molecular function: N-acetylglucosamine 6-O-sulfotransferase activity. Lineage: Eukaryota; Metazoa; Mollusca; Bivalvia; Ostreida; Ostreidae. Gene Ontology annotation, biological process: sulfur compound metabolic process; N-acetylglucosamine metabolic process. Bases 3 to 1406 code for a protein of 467 amino acids. The transcript has 5 exons.
GUAUGUCUAAAUGUCCGACUCUUGAAUUUUUAAUUAACAAUGCGCUUUUACGAAAAUUAAAGAGAGUGACUGUUAUUAUACUGUGGUUUCCAAGAUUCUACGGAAUGAUAUCUGAGAUCAUGAAAAUCUUGUGUAAAAGGUCACAGUCACCCAGAAGAUGUCCGGAGCUAUCUAUUCUACAGUCACCCAGAAGAUGUCCGGAGUUAUCUAUUCUACAGUCACCCAGAAGACGUCCGGAGCUAUAUAUUCUUUCUUUGGUGGCACUUGUCUUUAUUUUCAUGCUGUUCACAAACUAUAAAGAUGGUAACAGAACAGUGCUCCUGUCCACUAAAAUGACCACGAAAUAUACACCGUCCUUCCAGCCACUGGAACCAUUACCAACAGUACCAUUUAUCACAAUACCCAAGGAUCCUCCAUUGAACAGGAAGCCUCCCAUUUUACUGCUGACAUACAUGCGCAGUGGUUCAACAUUUACAGCUGACGUCAUACAGCAGUCGCCAGAUGUGUUUUAUAUAUAUGAACCACUCAAGGCGUUCACAGACCAGUAUUAUUAUACUCAGUCAAAAUUGUGUUCUUUUACAGAUAGAGGAUGUAGAUUACCGAAAACGAAAUUUGAAGAUGCAAGCUACGUGGUGCGAAAUAUCUUGAACUUAUUUUUAUGCGACUUUCAACACGUUGAUAGAAACGUUCUACACAUCAUGACGUCACGAAAAAUGAGUACUACUCAAGCACGCUUCGCUGACUGCUUACACGGUUAUAAUACAACUAAAAUCGUCGAAGUGUGUACAAAGAAAAUGCAGGAUAUAUGCAUUAGCAAAAAUGUGUUUAUAAAAACUAUACGGCUUACGAUGGAAGUUGUUGAACUUCUCCUUGACCUAAUUCCAGAUCUGAAGGUCAUACACUUAAUUCGUGAUCCUCGUGGAGUUAUGUUCUCACGCCACCGAGGUCGUGUUGUCAACGAUACUAAUUUCAAAACCAGUGCCAAGUCAACUUGUAGUAGAAUAUUAAUGGAUAUCAUGCGGAGUUAUCAGCUGAAGUUGAAAUAUCCUCACAGAAUAAAAACACAAUUGUAUGAAUAUCUGGCAGAAAAUCCCCUGGAGUCUCUGUACGAUCUACACAAUUUUACAAACACAACGGUUGUGUCUUCUAUGAAGGAAUAUAUUUACAACCAUACCAUGACAGGUGAACAUUAUAGAGGAUAUUACAGUACAACCCGCGGGAACUCGACCAUGACGUCCAUAACAUGGCGCAUGCGCAUGAAGUGGAAGGAUGUGCGAGUGGUAGACAAGGAGUGUCAAGAGCUGUACGAACACGUGGGAUUUAUUCCAUUUUCUGACAAAUCCCAGCUGACUAAUUUAUCUUUUAAAACCAGAGAGAAAGAGAGUCCAUUGUUUGAAAAGUUUUAAUAUCAUUUGUUCAUUAAAUCAUUGUAUUUUUA